Molecule: messenger RNA, 386 nt
Organism: Mizuhopecten yessoensis (Yesso scallop)
Lineage: Eukaryota; Metazoa; Mollusca; Bivalvia; Pectinida; Pectinidae
Product: carbohydrate sulfotransferase 15-like
Exons: 3
Coding region: 1-309 (102 amino acids)
Biological process (GO): hexose biosynthetic process
Molecular function (GO): N-acetylgalactosamine 4-sulfate 6-O-sulfotransferase activity
Source: RefSeq, a predicted model, not a curated record
AUGUAUCUUGUAGAACCUUACCAAGCACGGAAUUGGGACGAUUAUGUCAAUUACUUCGACAGCACAGCAAAGAAAAUACAACAUUUGCUGACUGGUACGACAUUGGCGGAGAAAAAGCGUAGUAGAGAAAUCAUCACGGGAGAGGCGUCGACCUCGAAUUUAUGGGACAAUCGAUGGUGGUGGAACUAUGCAGUGAACCAGUAUGAUUCUGAACCUCCGGCUCUGACAAACGCCAAUUAUAUACACCGUUUAAUGCCCAAUCUGAAAAUGAUUAUCAUACUCCGGAACCCUGUGUCAAGGCUAAUGUGACUAGCUCGGUACCCCUAAGCAAUGGGUUCUAUGUGGUAUUCAUCAAAGAGUAUAUGAAGUUUUUCCAUCGAAACCAG